UCUUGAUUGUGAAUUUUUCUGUAAUGUUGUGUAGUCGAUGUCUACUCAUUGUUCCGCUGAGCAAGCACCUAAUAGUAAAAGUGUUUGAAAACACCACGGCAAAAUCGAGCAAGACAAGAAAAAAUAACCUCAAGCAAGAAUCAGGACGAUAAAAGAUGUCGGCGUUUGAGGUUCUGGGUGUCUGCCCUGAGAUAAUCCAGGCGAUUGAGGAGGAUGAUUGGCUCCUGCCGACGCCGGUACAAGAUGACGCCAUUCCGCUCAUUCUCGGAGGUGGUGACGUCCUCGCUGCAGCGGAAACGGGUUCGGGAAAAACGGGAGCCUUCGGCCUUCCCUGCCUUCAAAUCGUGCACGAGACCCUUCGAGGAAAAUGCGUGACCAAAGCGAACGCAGAAGGAGCAAGCAACCUGAAGUAGUUACAGAUGCAUUACUAGCCUAGAGCGACGUGUAGCUCAUUUCCGCACUAGAAUCACCACGCACCAACACAAACCAAAAAAAAACAUGCCGGCGCACGUGCAGGCACCGACCUAAAAUUUGCGCUAUGCAACCACAGAAAGGAAACCCCUCCACAUCCUGAAGGGUAGCCAAGAAGGCGCUGGGAAGGGGGAGAGACGUUCUGGGAUCUAGUAAUGUCCGAGAAAAGUAGCUGAGGCCGCUGCCCUCUCUCCUUCUAUUAAUGUCCGAGAAAAGUGGCCGAGGCUGCUGCCCUCCUCCUCUUCUUCUAUUAAUGUCCGAGAAAAUUGGCCGGGACUGCUGUCCCCCUCUGCUUCUAUUAAUGACCGAGAAAAGCCGAGGCCGGUGGACUGACUCCAAGGCGGCGGCUGUCCUCCUCUUCUUCUAUUAAUGUCCGAGAAAAGUGCCCGAGGCUGCUGCCCUCUUUUUCUUCUAUUAAUGUCCGAGAAAAGCCGAGACCGAUGGACAGGACGGCGAGCGCUCUCCUGUUCUUCUAUUAAUGUCCGAGAAAAGCCGAGACCGAUGGACAGGACGGCGAGCGCCCUCCUGUUCUUCUAUUAAUGUCCGAGAAAAGCCGAGGCCGAUGGGCUGGGUGGUGGUUGCCUUGGUCUUCUUCUAUUAAUGUCCGAGAAAAGUAGCCGAGGCCGCUGCCCUCUUGUUCUUCUAUUAAUGUCCGAGAAAAGCCGAGACCGAUGGACAAGACGGCGGGCGCAAUUUUACAAUUACUUUUUUUUUUAUAGAACUACAAUUACUACAUUUUGACUGGUCGGAAUACUAUGUGCUCGCUUGUUCCCUUAUAGCACGAAGGAAUAUGUAAGAAAAUGAUAAACAUUUUUUCUGCUUUCCAAUUCAUUGUUGCUUCCUGUACAACUUGUAUUUCAAUGACAGAGUGAAGAAGCGCGCGAAGGAGAUGAAAUCUAUGUCUUCCUGUUCACGAAUGUGUUACGUGUUUCGUAUGUCCAACCGCAAUUCAACACAGGUGUGAGCUGAACUUGAACGAUAAAGACAUGUUUGUCUUAGUCACUGAGGAUGGCCUGGAGUGUAAAAGCGAUGACCAUGUGAAGUGGAAUGGUAUCCGCGCGAACAUAGAGGUGCAGAGCGGAAGAUACUACUAUGUAGGCCCCUCACGUUUUGCUCUUUGACAUAAUAGACUAUGCAACAAGCUCCUCAUUCACUGCCUCUUCUGCGUAUCCGUUUGUAUGCUGACGGUUAAUAUUGUGAUUGAUGUCAGCUCUCUAUGAAUGUGGAAAUUGUUUGGUGGUACUGGUACAAUCUAGUUUUGGUAAGCGUCAUUCUGGCCAAAUAGGUAGAAAAUAUACGAGUGGGGGAUAUUAAUUCUUGUCGCAAGCGCCGCUAAUCCGGGAUCAGCUCGCGUCAGUCUGCGCACGAUCCUCUUGCCCGCCUUGUUUUGACUUUUCUAUAUCUGAUGCCUCUCAUUGCCGUGAUAAUAAGCUUACGCUGCGCCCUCGUGCCUCUGCCCAAUCCCUAUGUGGGGCCCCGCUCGAUUCGGGGUAGCAAGAGCAAGUGACUUCACGCUGCUGCCUCGAGGCUAUAGCCGCGCGCUCAUUAUGGCCGCGCAUCGAGUUCGGACGCCCACUGCUUUUAAAUUUGUUAAUCUUUAUCUUUCUUUGUUUUUGAAGCAUGUACUUACUUAGUUUCGACAUCUCGUUCUUCUAAUGUGCGAAGUGCUUGUCGUCGAUGGGCUCUGCAGAGUAGGCUGGGGCGCGUCGUUCGCUAAGCUCGAGCUAGGGAGCGACGACAAGAGCUUUGGUUAUGGCGGGACCGGAAAGAAGAGCUGGAACCGAAAAUUCGAAGAUUACGGAGAAACAUUUCAAUCUGGGGAUGUCGUUGGGUACUUUAUUUUACUCCACCUGAUACUUCAUCACAUCCCUCUACUUCAUCGGUUUACCAAUCAAAACAUGACAGGUCCUCCAAAGCCCUCCCUAUCUUCCACCUCCACAAAGUCGUCUUCGUUUAUAAGAUUAAAAGUUCUAGUGCAGGGGUUAGUCAACUUAACGACCUACAGUCUAGUCCUCUCAUCAUUAUUUAACUCCUGAUAAUUUUGUCAACAUAAUCGAAAUCACUUAGGUAUUGAUAAAGACCUCAGCGCUUACUCUCCGUGUCUGUAGUCAAAGCUGCCAAGACAACUAGUUUCUCUUGAUUCUGGUAUAACCACGGUUUACUUAGUACUACUUGAAUGACUACGACGCACAUGAAAUCAACCCACCCUCGUCUCAGCUGUUUUCUGGACCGUAGCUCUGAAAAGGCGAAGAUUUCGUUUUCGAUAAACGGACGCCCGCUUGGUGUUGCCUACGAGCUUGACGUCUCCCAGUGGGAACGCAUCGGAUUGAAGCCGCACAUCUGCGGCAAGGGAUUCAACGUGGAAUGCCGAUUCGAUAAGUCAACAAGACUCGAUUAUGUAUGAUUACUUGUUGUAUUAAGAAAAUUUAGAGAGUUAAGCUGCAGAUCAUUUAGAUACUGGUGUCUUUUUUUCAACUGUUUGAUGUUUUUCGAUGCGGCCGCCCAAUAUGCAAUUGUUGAUUGAGGUCUGUUUUUUCGCAAUCCUCUCUAUGUUUCGAACAGACGAAGCGGUAAUAGUAUUUGCUUGUUUGAUCAUCAUACUUCUCCUCUUUCAUUUUUCGUAUCCGCAUGAUGGGUAUACUCCGAUUGGCGAGAUCGACCCGAAAGACACUCCGCAGGGUCUUUCCGGGACUCGGGGAAAGCGUCCCCUUCUAUGUAUGAUCCUUGAGCCUACGCGAGAUUUGGCAGAACAGACCUACAAGUGCAUCCUCAAGUUCAGCAAGUACCUCGAAAAUCCGCGAGUAAAAGUGGCGCUCUUUGUCGGAGGUGUCGAUGAGAAAGAGCAAUACCGCGCAUUGCAGGAAGGCGUCGAUAUCUGCGUCGGCACUCUGCAAAAAACCUUGGAUCUUAUGAACGGGCUCAGAGACAGAAAUGAUCUAUUUGCAGCUUAUUCCUGAAUCAGUCGCAUAAACUAGUCCCUUCAAAUUUAGUUGCAUUUUAAAUUGAUUUCCGACUGAGUCACUCUUGAAGAUGAUGAGCCACACCGUGGUCGUCUUGGCCUCGCAAAAAAAGUCGAAAAAAAGUCAUCAUCUACUUUGCUCUUCUUCAUCUUUCAUAUCCGAUGUCCGGCGUGGAAAAUUGGACGUUUCGCAGGUGAAGUUUCUCGUUCUGGACGAAGCGGAUGACUUGCAAAAAAAGGAUGACCGCAAAGAGAUACCAAAGUUGAAUGCGCAAAUCAAACGCGGACGUCGGGACCGCGUGCAAACCCUUUUUUUCUCAGCAACUCUCCAUACACCAGAGGUGCAAACCAUGUUAUGGAAACCAAUCAGCAAUGUAACUAACGAGUACGCAUUGAUUCGUUGUAAUUUCAGUGUCUACAUUAACCGUUUAUUUCCACGCGAUGAUAUGCGCAUAUCAUCCGACUGACUUCUUCCUUCGCUUCGUCUCUUGGCAGAAGCUUAUGAGGCCUCUUGUGGCUCUAAGUUCCAUCUCCGACAUUACGACGCGCCCGAUCUGGGUGGAUCUGAAGGGCAAAGAUAGUGUGCCUGAUACAGUGCACCACGUCGUGUAUAAGGUGAAUCCCAAAGAGGAGCUGAAGUGGGUGGACUUCGCAGUUCACAGCAAGAAUCCGAACGUUUGCAUUCCCACGGAUGAAGUGCACACAAAGCCGACGAUGAGUGACUUCGAUCGCAAGUUUCCAGAAGCCUUGAAACUCUCAGAGCGCAUCAAACGACAGAAGUUUCAGCUGGUCGUCAAAAUCGCGGACGCUUUCAAGAUGACACAGUGCCUUUGCUUCUGCCGUACCAACGUCGACUGCAACAAUCUCGAGAAAUACCUGAAUACACUUGGCGGUUGCCCGGGCGGGUGGAGAGGGAAGGUCCUUCAGAAACUAUUAGUAGAAGUUUAAGUUUUGCAUUUAUUUACUUCACCAAGUAAGCUUGCAACGAUCUAGAAGGUACUUACUUGUUCGAACUUCGAGAUACAAACUUAGCUUGAGAUUUUGUCAACUGAAGUUGAAAAUUUGGAUCAGAUUGUAGAUUUUCUCCUUUCAACACCUCAUUAACAGACCGAGACGGGUAAGGAGAAUCCGUAUUCGUGUGUGGUGCUUGCUGGUAUGCGAGACCAAGACGAGCGUCGGCAGAAUCUGGAAGCUUUCAAGGAGGGUGACAUCCGGUUUCUAAUCUGUACGGAUGUAGCUGCGCGUGGCAUAGACAUUCAAGGGCUGCCUUAUUUGAUUAUGGUGACGCUCCCAGACGACAUAGAAAAUUACAUCCACCGAGUCGGUCGGGUAGGCCGAGCAGAACGGGCUGGUUUAGCCAUUUCCUUGGUGGCAACCGAAAAAGAGAAAGUCUGGUACUAGAAGCUUUCAAUAUUGCAAGGAAGUACGCUGAAAUUUUCACCCGACAAUUUCUUAUGCAUGGAGGAUCUUAUUGAACAAAACUAUGGUCACAUUUCUGACUAUUUGUGUCAUUCUUUCCGCCUCUACUAACCAUGGUCGAAUAUUAAGGUAUCACAAGUGCAAGAGCCGAGGAAAGGACUGCCAGCCGUGGCCAGGCAACACGCGGUUGACUAUUCCUUUCGGUACCGAUGGCAAGCUGAAAGCACGCGACCCAAAUGCUUGGGUCAUUGACGAAGGGGGUUGCAGUAUCUGGUACGAUGAACCGGACUUGGUACAAAAGGUCGAAAAACGAAUCGGCAUGCCUUUGAAGGAGAUGAAUCCGGACGACUUCAGCAUUGAAAAUUUGCUGCCGUCGCCUCUGACCGAGGAAGAACGGCGACGAAACCUAGGGGCAAACAGUACUCGUAGCGGAUCUUCUUCUGGUCAGGAUGCUAAGAAGGCGGUCGCAGAAAAAAGUCGGCGAGGCAAGCAAGCCGCGACCGCGAAUCAGCAAGUGGUGUACGGGAAGAAGCAGAACGAAGAUGUGAGCACGAAGAAAACGUACACUGAACUCGUGCAUUCUGUUGUAGAGUUGGCCAAUUUGGAACGCUACAUUCAACAGCGCUUCGUCAGCACUGCAUCGAACGCCAAGCAGCGGCGCGCAGCCCGUCGGCGUGUAGACUUCGCCUCUGUUGUCACCGAGCGCUUGCGAAACUUGAUACCCGCGAGUAGUCUGGCAGCCCGAAAGAGACCCUCCGGCGAUGUUGCUGUCGACCAAAAUCUGAAUAACAGUGUGGGCUUGUCGCCUCCCGUGGACUUCGACUCCUCUUCGUCUGCAAUGCGAGUUGAUGAUGUUGCUCCAAUCGAAGACCACCAGCAAGUGGAAAGCAUGGGUAUCGACGAAGAUUGGGGCGAUGUUCCUGCUCCCUCAACAUCUUCGAGGUCCUCGUUUGGAGUUGCGGGAACAGUGCCGAAAGCAGCGGCACCAACCUCCUUACCGAGGAAUGGACCCCCGUCGACAACUAAGUACUACCCAGGAGCUUCAUCCUCGUCUCCCGCCGCGGGCCCAGUUAGUUUGGGGGCACCUGCCCUCUCUUCACACGAGGAACCGAGUAGCGCGAGACGUGAUCCUGUUCCGCAGGAGUUACCAGCCGCAAUUGCAGAUGCGGAGGAAGCACCAAAGGCCAAGAAACAGGCCACUGGAUGGGCACGGGGCAAGAGAAAGGCGAGAUGGUGAGCUCGUGCUUGUGAAAAUGUUGAUCAUCGAAGCUUGAUUGCGAUCACAAACAUAGCAACACCAGCACCCCUAUUUUUUUCACGCGCUCAUUUUUCAGAUGAUGAUGUCCCAUUCCCACCGCACGUCAAGCGAUGCGAUUGCAUCAGCUUUCUAUCGAUACUCCGGGUUUAUUAAACCCGUGUACCAAUAACUCGCACAAUUUCAUCAACUCGGGCACACAAUGAUAAACGCCCAGCAUAGCUCCAUCUAUCCCAACCCGUACAGUCACUUCUGCGACACUAGCAGAAACGCAAUCCCCG
Messenger RNA from Amoebophrya sp. A25, 6385 nucleotides. NCBI's taxonomy places the organism in Eukaryota, Dinophyceae, Syndiniales, Amoebophryaceae. The record is from the annotation of a GenBank genome assembly.